AAUGCGUGGUCGCUCUAUGGGAGAAAAACUAUGGAGGUGUAAAUCGGAUAACCGAGGAUGGAGAGAGCGGCUGAUUCCCACUAAGAGAUCGGUUGGAUUCCCGCUCAGAACCAAACUUUCUGGUUACCGGAAGUGGUGAGCGUAGUCGGAAGGUUGCGCUAACCUUUCAACCGGAAAUAGAUUGGGAUUGGCAGUAGUAGAGAGAGAAGGCACGUUUUGAAGGUCUGGGCGCCCCGCAGUUGCAGCUCCGCCGUCUCCCCGCCCGUCAUGGGGAAAGCGCGGCGGCGAUCGGCCGCCCCUCCGCGGGCCUGGGUCCCGCGGGAGGAAAAGCUGGAGGAGCCGGAGCCGGGGGAGCUGAAAGUCACAGAGGAGGUAGACGACUUCCACGAGCGACGGGUGGAGGAGGCGUUGGCGGCGCUGGGCAGCGAGGAGGAGGAGGACGUGGAGGAGGAGGCGGAGGAGGUGCUGGGCCUGGACCUCUGCGAGGACAGCGAGGAGGAUGGAGGGGAGGAGGAAGAGGAAGGCAUGGACGAGCCCCUGGAUAUGGACAGUGACCUGGAGGAGAAGCCGGGGGCUGAGAGUUCCGGCCUCCCUGAUGAGUCAGCCUGGGGACACCGCAAGAGGAUCUAUUACGGCACGGACUACGGUCAGGCUGUCGCUGGUUCCAAAGCAGCCAAGAAGAGCAAGGAAGAAGUCGAAGCAGAGGAGCUGGAGGAAGAAGAGGCCGCCCAGGCCAUCCAGAAAAGGUUGGCUGACAAUCUGCGGGAGGAUGACUACGGCCUGGAUCUUCUGCAGGCCUACGCUGCAGCUGAGCAGCCAAGCGAGAAAGAGUCCGGACGCAAAAUUGCCAAGGACUUGCAAUCUCUUUCCAAGAAGGAGCAGCUGAAGUUGCUGAAAAAGGAAUCCCCAGAGCUGCUGGAAUUGAUUCAGGACUUUGAAGCUAAAUUGGUCGAGCUCCGAGAUGAGCUGGAGCCCCUCGUGCAAAUGGUGAGAGAUGGGGUCAUCCCGCAGGGGAAAGGCAGCCAGUACCUGCAGACUAAAUAUCAUCUCUACUUGAACUACUGUUGCAACAUCAGCUUUUACUUGGUGCUGAAAGCCAAAAGGAUUCCAAUCCAUGGCCACCCAGUCAUUGAAAGACUCGUAACGUAUAGAAACUUAAUCAACGAUUUGGGUGUUGUGGACCAAAGACUGGCACCAGAGGUUCGCCUGCUUCUUAAAGAAUUCCAUAAUGGUGGAAUAGAAGCAGUGAAGAAAUCCCUGCUGCUUCUCAGAAAGGCUGUGAACAAAACCAAGCCGAGAACUGUUCGUAAGGUUUCCAGUGGUGAGCGUGCUGAAGAAGCCACAGAUGAUUCUGAUUUCGAUGAGGAAGCUGCCCUGAAUUAUUACAAGGAGAUGGAGGAAAAGAUAAAAUCUAAGAAAAAAAGAAAACACGUACAAGCAGAAGAAAAGGAAGAGCCGCUUGUGGAAGAGGAAGGACCGGAACAAAAGAGAGGAGCGACAUACCAAAUUGUCAAGAAUAAAGGCCUCACGCCCAGGAGGAAGAAGAUUGAUCGUAAUCCAAGGGUCAAGCAUCGUGAGAAAUUCAGGCGAGCCAGGAUUCGCAGGAAGGGGCAGGUUCGUGAAGUCCGAAGAGAAGAACAAAGAUACGGAGGCGAACUUUCUGGCAUUCGUGCUGGGGUUAAGAAAAGCAUUAAGCUUAAGUGACUUCCCUUUUCGUGUUCUUUUUCAAGUUGAAGACAGUCAUUGUGACCACAAUAAAUAUCCUGUUUUGGGGAAAAUAAA
Messenger RNA from Sphaerodactylus townsendi, 1782 nucleotides. It is a transcript of the gene UTP3, whose product is annotated as UTP3 small subunit processome component. Lineage: Eukaryota; Metazoa; Chordata; Lepidosauria; Squamata; Sphaerodactylidae. The transcript has a single exon. Gene Ontology annotation, biological process: maturation of SSU-rRNA from tricistronic rRNA transcript (SSU-rRNA, 5.8S rRNA, LSU-rRNA). Gene Ontology annotation, cellular component: nucleolus; small-subunit processome. The coding region runs from base 268 to 1704 and encodes 478 amino acids. The record is from RefSeq and is a predicted model, not a curated record.